AUGACCUUUAUGGCGCGCGCCUUGAUGAUUGGUAAAGCCUUAGCCGACAACGACCAGAAGCUAUUCCGAAGCCUGCGACGUGGCGACCUUGUGCCCAACUUGGCGGUUGUGCAGAAUGACGAGGGGGUUGAAUGGAUUUUCCCGGACUCUGCUAGCGAUAUUGGCCAGGACGUUACCGAUGACCUUUGCGCAUUCCUGUUCCAGGAAGACCACCAUGGUUAUUACGUCAUUGCCCACAAUUUUAAGGGGUUUGACGGAUACUUUAUCCUCAACUGGUUGCUGCGUAAUGGCAUCGUCCCAAAGGUCAUCAUGAAUGGCGGCAAGAUUUUAUUGUUGGACGUCCCGGCACCGUACAACAUCCACUUCCGUGACAGCUACAACUACAAUCCGCAAAGUUUGUCCAAAUGGCCGGCGACCUUUGGACUGGAGAAUACCAACAAGGAACCUUUCCCCACCGAUUCAAUCGGCCCGAGAACUGGAACCGCGUUGUGCCUUUUCCUUCCAAGGACGAGUACGGCUAUGGCAUGUUGCCAGCAGUUUGUCCAGCUCUUCACGGACAUUAGCGAUGGCCUGAAUCCUUUUGUCUCGGCCGCCACCAUUGCCGGAGUCUGCAGCGUGUACUGGCGGACCUUCCUGUUGAAGCCGGAGCAGAUCGGCCUGAUUCCCAACCAGGGCUUCGGACGCAACCGCCCACAGUCCGCCAAGGCCCUUCGUUGGCUACAGUGGAUGGAAGCCGAAGGUCAGUGCGAAAUUCAGUCAAAGGUCACCGGCUCAGAGCACAAGAUCGGCUCGUACUUUGUGGACGGAUUUUGUUGCUUUGCCGGCAAUACCGUGCAUCCAUACCGCGGCCUAAAGAUGUCGGACAUUUACCGGGAAACCAUGGACCGCGACCAGAUGCGCGUCACUGACCCCGAAUUCAACGAUUAUGUUCGCACCGUCAACAUUCAAGCCGGAAUCAAUCCGCGGGAUGCCUUCUACGGUGGACGCACCAACGCGGUCAAGCUCCAUCACAAGGUGGUCGAGGAUGAACGGAUCUGUUACUACGAUGUCUGCAGCGAAUAUCCGUUCGUCAACAAGACCAAACGGUAUCCCACCGGACAUCCGAUCAUCAUUACCAAGGAUUUUGCGGAUCCGCGCAGUUACUUUGGCCUUAUGUCUUGCAAGGUGCUGCCGCCCGACGACCUGUACUUGCCCAUCCUUCCGUACCGUAGCAAGGACAAGUUGACCUUUCCCCUGUGUCGGACCUGUGCGGACCAGCGCAUCAACGCCUCUUGUGAGCACGAGCCGGACGAACGCGCACUGACUGGUACUUGGUGCACGCCGGAAAUCGAAGCAGCGCUGGACCGUGGUUACGUCAUCGCGGAAAUCUAUGAGGUAUGGCACUUUGACCAGCACGAAGACCGUCUCUUUGAGGGAUACAUCAACAAAUUCCUAAAGAUCAAGACCGAGGCUAGUGGAAGGCCGGCGGACGUCACGACCGACCAAAAGACCCAAUACAUCCAGGAAUACCAAGCCAAAGAAGGCAUACAUUUGGACCGUGAGAAAAUUCAGGAAAAUCCCGGUUUGCGCUCGUUGGCCAAGCUGAUGCUGAAUAGCUUUUGGGGCCGCUUGGGUAUGCAGAACAACAAGUUGACCACGGAGUACGUCAGUGACCCGGCCCGUUUUUACGAACUGCUGCUGUCCGGCCAGUACCAUGUCCACUCGUGGGACCUUUUUGGAGAAGAAGUCCUGCAGGUCAUGUACACCAAAGAGGAAGGCUUCAUUGAAGAUAAUCCUAGCACGAAUGUGGUCCAGGACCGACUGUUAUACUUCGAUACAGACUCUAUUAUCUUCCUGGACCGGCCCGACCAGCCCAAGCCGGAAACGGGCAAGUUUUUGGGUGACCUUACGGACGAACUGAAACCCGGACAGUACAUUACCGAAUUCGUUAGCCUGGGUCCGAAAACAUACGCGUACAGGACUAACGAUGAUGUCUGCAUCGUUAAGCUUAAAGGUUUUACUCUCAAUGGAGCUACUAGUGAACUCAUCAAUUUUGAGCGCAUGUUGUCGAUGCUGGACACUUCGGAAAAAGUGAAUGUUAAUUAUCCUGAUUCUAUACAGCGCCAUAAGCCCAGUUUAACUUUGCGGCAGCGCGACAUGUCUAAGAAGUUCCGAAUGACUUAUGACAAGCGCCGAAUUGUUGAGAAUUGGCUUAACGCGUCGCGCUCGUUGGCAGAGGCAGGGUUCAUAUAUUCGGCCACAUGCUUUGCAACGUGUUUCCACUGCGAGCGCACUCUGUCGGACGACUGGGAGGAUGGGAUGGAUGCUUGGAAAAAGCACGUGUACCUUAAUCCAUUCUGCGGAUACGUGAGGGCCAUGCGAGGGCGGGCGUGGGUGGACCGCGUGUACGACCUGACAUGGGGAGGAGCCCAGCCUUUGGAUUGGUGGACGUAG
Paramacrobiotus metropolitanus is the source of this 2433-nucleotide messenger RNA. RefSeq lists its product as uncharacterized. The record is from RefSeq and is a predicted model, not a curated record. Bases 1 to 2433 code for a protein of 810 amino acids. Gene Ontology annotation, biological process: DNA replication. NCBI's taxonomy places the organism in Eukaryota, Metazoa, Tardigrada, Eutardigrada, Parachela, Macrobiotidae. Gene Ontology annotation, molecular function: DNA-directed DNA polymerase activity; DNA binding; nucleotide binding. The transcript is spliced from 11 exons.